UACAAGGUUCACCACAAGCCCUUAUUGCCUCCACUCUCAACAUGUCUUUCACGCUUCUGGUCUCAUGGUCGUUAAUUGUGGUUGCUCUGUAUGUUCUCAACGAGCUGGUUUUGAAACGCAGGACAAAAAGACUACCCCUGCCUCCAGGCCCCAAGGGCUUACCUCUGGUUGGCAAUGUCAAAGACUUACCACCAUCCGGCGAAAAGGAGUAUCUCCACUGGCUCAAGUUCAAAGAUGCGUACGGUCCGAUCACCUCGCUCACAGUCCUCGGGCAGACUAUAGUCAUCAUCCACGACAGAAACAUAGCUUCUGAACUUAUGGACAAACGAGCAUCGAUUCACUCUGGAAGGCCAGUCAUGCCUUUCGGGAACUCGUGCGGUUGGGAGGGCGUCAUGGGGGCUCAGCAAAAUAACGCUUCAUUUAGAGGGCAGCGGAAGCACGUCUUUCAACAGGUUGGAACGAAGAACUUGGUGUCAAAGUACUGGUCACUUCAAGAAGGUGUCGUCGGACGAUUUCUGUGGCGAGCGAACGAAGACAAUGGUCGGAACCUGCUUCAAAAUUUGCAAACAGAAGCAGCCGAGUUAAUCUUGAAAGCGACGUAUGGAUACACUACCGAGCCUCAUAGCGCCGACCCUCUCGUCGAUCUGGUCGAUGAAGUUAUGGAACAAUUCUCCCAAGCAUUUGUUCCAGGCAAGUGGGCAGUGGACCUUAUACCAGCCUUGCAGUACCUACCAGAGUGGUUUCCGGGUACAGGUUGGAAGCAGACCGCAAAGCUAUGGAAGCAGACCAUGAUCGAUGUGAUCAACAUCCCCUUCGAAUACGCCAAACUUCCACAAGACAAUAACGAUGAGCCCUCUUUCGUCUCCAAAGCGCUCGCCCAGCACGACGAAGUGAAAGGUGGCCCGAGCCCAGCAGAUAUCUCUACGGUCAAAUUGGCGGCAGUCUCACUUUACACUGGGGGUGCCGACACCACUGUGAGCACGAUGCAAUCCUUCUUCCUCGCCAUGGCUAUGCACCCCACCGUCCAAGCCAAAGCCCAUGCCGAGCUUGACGCUCUCCUCGGGCCCAAUCCAACCCGUCUGCCAACAUUCACCGACCGCGACCAACUCCCUUACAUCUCUCUUAUCGUCGAAGAAGCACAACGCUGGCACCCAGUAGCGCCCAUGGGCCUACCGCACCGCACUGACAAAGAGGACACUAUCGCCGGAUACCGCAUUCCCAAGGAUGCAGUUCUAAUGCCGACAAUAUGGUGGUACACGCGCGACGAAGCCUUUUACCAUGACCCAGAGACAUUCAAGCCGGAGAGGUUCGAGGAGCCUUAUAACGAGCCGUAUGCGACGAACGUGACGUUCGGGUUCGGGAGGAGGAGGUGUCCGGGACAUCUGUUCGCUGAUGCGAGCUUGUACCUCAUUAUGGCACAGGCACUUGCUGUGUUUGACAUCAAGCCUGGUGUUGAUGAUGAGGGGAAGGAGGUCAAGCUUACGCAUGGGUUCCAGCACGGCGUUAUUGGUAGACCCACGCCUUUCGAGGUCAGACUGUUGCCUAGAAGCGAGGCGCAUGGGGAGUUGAUCGGGAGUACUGUGGAGAAGCACGGAUGGAAGGAGAGCGGUGCUGCAGUCAUUCGGAAGAUGAUGGCUGAACGCGUCUGAUUAACUCUAAUAAGAUCUUUCAAUGGGAGGUUCUAUACAAUGCAGAGUUCAACGGUACAAGAG
Molecule: messenger RNA, 1712 nt
Organism: Macroventuria anomochaeta
Lineage: Eukaryota; Fungi; Ascomycota; Dothideomycetes; Pleosporales; Didymellaceae
Product: putative cytochrome P450 oxidoreductase OrdA-like protein
Exons: 3
Coding region: 42-1649 (535 amino acids)
Molecular function (GO): iron ion binding; monooxygenase activity; oxidoreductase activity, acting on paired donors, with incorporation or reduction of molecular oxygen
Source: RefSeq, a predicted model, not a curated record